AUAAUUGAAUUGAAUUGCAAAAAUUCAUUUCGAUAGGAAGGAAAAUGGCCAGAUUUGGUUCUGUUUCCCUCAUAUUGCAGCUAAGUUUUUUCAAGUCUAGCUUGAAGAUAGCAUUCUUGCAAUUUGAAGACUGUCCAAGGAAAUUUGAAUUUGGUUACCCAUUCAUUACACUAGUAAUCGUAAUUAAAUUCAAUCCAAACAUGCCCUUAAAUUGCCUUUUAAGAUGUCAUGUUGCAAUAACAAUGUACUCAAAACAAUGGAUUUCACUAGCCAACGAAUAAUUAUAAGCCACCUUCUUAAUUACACCUGUUCUCUAAACUCAUCGCUUGAAGAACUUUGGUUGAUUUCAUUUAGGAUGUUUAUCUGGAGUAAGGCUGCUUGUGGACAUCUUUAUGAUUUCUCAUCAUAGAAUGUAAAUGGACAAGGUGCUUACUAAAAUAUCACAUGAUAUUCUUCUUUUACUGCAGUGUGGUGAAUGGGGCUCUGGAAUACCUUUCUAAGGAUCUUGCGAUUGCUGAGAACACCGUGCUACAAGGAAAGUGCAGCAAUGAUGCGUUUUUUUGAUCAUGAUGCAAAUCAGCAUUUAUUAUUCAUAUCAGUCCAAUUAAACUAAGUGUCAUGGCAUGCUACAAUUAAACUAUUUUAACUUUCUGACCUUACAAUUUCAUUCAAUCCGCACUUGUUCAUGCCUUGUUGUUAGCACAAUCCUUGCAGGUGCCACUGUUGGUUCAUUCACUGGGGGAGCAUUAGCUGAUAAAUUUGGUAGAACAAGGACUUUUCAACUAGAUGCAAUCCCACUUGCGAUUGGAGCAUUUCUCUGGUCUGUGACAUAUCCUUUGACUCCUUGGUAUGCACGUGGUAUUGCUGAAGCCAUAUUAGGCACAGCUGACCUUUCAGUUCCUCUAAAACUUUGCACGCUGAGUAAUCGACCUCAAUCCGAGCUCUCCAAUUAGGCAGCAAUGUAGCAGUUUGUCCUCCAUGCUUGGAUAUGUACUUCUCAUAAUCCAAGCACAUAAAAAGAGCCUACAGCCGGCAUUGCCAUGCGAGAAGUCAUUGUGUGUGAAAGGUGGCCAAGCUCUAUUGUUUUACCAUGCAAUCUUCUUAAUGGUGUUGGGAGUGGGUGGGAUUCGAGGGGCACUUCCAGCUCUAGGUGCAGAUCGGUUUAACCAGAAGGAUUCCAAGGAGCGAAAAUACGUAGCAAGCUUCUUCAAUUGGUUCUUGCUCAGUAUAAAAGUAUCCAUUGAAGUUAUAGCAGCACCUGUCUUGAAGAUGGGUUGCCAGUUAUCUUACUGCAUUCUGUUGUUAUUAUUCUCCUGUUCUUUCAGGUAUGAAUUUUCAACCCUGUUGCAGCAAGUAUAAUACACGUGAUGUUGUCUUUAAACUGUUUAAGAAGUGCGAGUUAGAUACUUGUGGAGGUGAUUGGAAAAAGCAGGGCACGGGACCACGUCACCUUUUCUCUUUUAUUUAUGUAUUUUUUA
Magnolia sinica is the source of this 1478-nucleotide messenger RNA. Its product is annotated as plastidic glucose transporter 4-like. Gene Ontology annotation, biological process: carbohydrate transport; transmembrane transport. NCBI's taxonomy places the organism in Eukaryota, Viridiplantae, Streptophyta, Magnoliopsida, Magnoliales, Magnoliaceae. The transcript is spliced from 5 exons. Gene Ontology annotation, molecular function: carbohydrate:proton symporter activity. The coding region runs from base 624 to 953 and encodes 109 amino acids. Gene Ontology annotation, cellular component: membrane. The record is from RefSeq and is a predicted model, not a curated record.